AUGGACACUACACCUGCACCAUCUAGAGCUACCACGCUGCCGAACCAAACCCCUAAACGAGCCCGAAGUUCACCUACUCCUAGUCCAGCAGACAUAGGUAAACGCUCUCGUAGAGAGGGCACACCCCUUCUCUUUUCACUUUCAGACUCGUCUUCCCCUUCCACACCAUCUGAAUCUUCACCACGUGAUCCAGGAUCCGCCAACCUUUCUUCCUUCUGUGCGUUUUUGGACCAGCAAACCACCCCUCAGUCUGCAUCCAAGUCGAGACGUGUAUCCAGACCUUCCCCUCCUCGAACCAGAUCCCAGUCCGUUCCCAAUGCUACAAUUCUAACAACUACCAAACCAGUACCAAUCACACCGUCGACGACCAUUAUAUCCGCUACCAAACCGUAUUAUCACCAAACCAAGGACAAAUCAUUAUGGAAACUACCUGCUCUAAAGAAAUCAACCUUAAUAAUUGGAUCAUCUAACCUGAAUCGAAUUACCAAAACCAGUUCAGACACCGAAAUACAUUCUUACCCCGGUGCCCAAAUCCAUCACAUACAGUCAAUCCUGGAAUCAUACGACCAUGAUCCCAAACCUACUACCAUUAUUCUUCAUAUCAGAAUAAGAACAGAAGAAAACCCAAUAUCAAGACCCUUAAUCCUAAUUUCUAAAUAA
Lottia gigantea (owl limpet) is the source of this 660-nucleotide messenger RNA. RefSeq lists its product as hypothetical. The record is from RefSeq and is a predicted model, not a curated record. NCBI's taxonomy places the organism in Eukaryota, Metazoa, Mollusca, Gastropoda, Lottiidae. Bases 1 to 660 code for a protein of 219 amino acids. The transcript is spliced from 2 exons.